CUUGUUUCAUAGGAAGCUUCCUGGAAGUUGCCAUGGCUCUCACUGCUCCCACUCUCCAUUUAAGCCACCCACCUUCGUCUCUCUUUCUCCUCAACCCAUCAACUCUUUCUUCUUCUUCUUCUUCUUCUUCUUCUUCUCUUUGUAUACUUUUCUGUUUUUGGGUUACUCAAACUUUCCGCCAUGAAUCAGUUCAUCAAGGUAAUCAGCCCCAAACGUCUCUUUCGAUCCAAAAAGGACCGAUCUAUUGUCUCCAGAUCUGACCCUUCAUCGUAUAGUUAUGGCGCUUUGUCGUCUACGUCCUCGGAAUCUUCUAUUUCCAAUGAUAAGCAAGGUUCAAGAGGUGGUGUGGUUGAUUUCGGAACGCCCACUACUGUUCUCCCUGAAAUAUCAGGUGACUGGUCUGAUAUCUCCUCUGAUAUUUAUUCAGAGCUGGUUCAGGCUUUUAAGCUGAUAGACAGGGAUAAUGAUGGGAUUAUUUCGAGGACUGAGUUAGAGGCUCUGUUGAGCCGAUUAGGAGCGGAGCCACCUAGCCAAGAGGAGUUGGCGAUGAUGUUGAGCGAGGUGGACCAAGACGGUGAUGGGUACAUAAGCGUGGAGGCUCUAAUGAACCUGAUCGGCUCGGCCUGUGAGCCGGCAGCCGACGAAGAGCUGAGAGUGGCAUUCGAGUUCUUCGACACGGAUCAGGAUGGGAAAAUAACAGCAGAGGAGCUACUUGGAGUUUACAAAUCUAUCGGGGACGAGCGGUGCACGUUAGACGAUUGCCGGCGCAUGAUAGCAGAGGUCGAUAAGAACGGGUAUGGGUUCGUAUGCUUCGAAGAUUUUUCUCGGAUGAUGGAGCUUCAAAGAUGAUCAUGUCUUUUAUUUAGAUCGUGUGAUUGUGGUGCUCUUGAUAAAUGUCUUUUUUUUUUUUUUUUUUUUUCUGAAUCGAGUGAUGUAGGGUGGAGUAGCUAAGGGAGAUGAGAUGUGUAAAGAUCUGAACGGCCCUGAUUGCUUGAUCCAGCUGGCGUAUAAUAUUGCUUCUUUCAGCCGUAUAUAUAACAUAAUCAGAUAAUUACUUGAAAA
Messenger RNA from Hevea brasiliensis (rubber tree), 1062 nucleotides. RefSeq names its product probable calcium-binding protein CML36. Lineage: Eukaryota; Viridiplantae; Streptophyta; Magnoliopsida; Malpighiales; Euphorbiaceae. Gene Ontology annotation, molecular function: calcium ion binding. The record is from RefSeq and is a predicted model, not a curated record. The coding region runs from base 181 to 849 and encodes 222 amino acids. The transcript has a single exon.